AAUGCCUAACACAUAACAUACAAUAAGAAGUCAAAAAUUUCAAAGUUGUACCUAGUUCACCUUCCAGAGGAGUUCUGUUUUUUUGGCCAGCACUUAUCAUGAUCUGAAUCCAUCAUGUUUGUCUUCAAAAUUAACACAGAAGGCACAGAUCUGAAGAGGAAUUUUCAGUGUGGGUGAUAUAGAGAAUCAUAUCAGAAACCAUUAACAAACAAUAAAACAUAAAAGGAAAUAUUUGCAAGUCUUUUCUUGAAGCUUUCUCAUCAGCAUGCUACUUCAUAAGAAUCAAAAGAGAAUUGCACUCAAAUUUCAUUUAUAUCUCUUUCCAUGCCAAACAAAUAGAUUUUUUCCUCCUUUCAGACGUCACCAAAGCUGUAUGGAGGCAGCAGGGUCAUAAGCCAUAACCAAUAUCUAUUACUUUGCUGCCAGAUCCAAGUAGUGAGAUCUAACAUUUCUCCCAUCAAAGCAGUAAUUACUACACCGAAGUAAAAAGAAUCAAUAUCUGGACUAGAUUACCUGUCGAACUUUCAAAUCCAUCUUCAUCACUCCAAACUAUGAGGGGAUGGGAAGAAAAAACUCAACUUCCUGGCCUCAAUUCUGAGACAUUUGAGGAUGGGAAAAAAACUGUUAGCAGUGAAAACAAUAAAACCAAAUUCCUUUUAGAAAAUGUGAGUUGUGAAAACUGAAAACAGAAUCAGUACAUCAAUAAGCUGUCAAGCAAAAAGAUUCAUGUACAAGGCAAAUAUCCUUUGUUACAGUCAUAUUUUGUAAUUUUGUAUCUUACAAAUUGAGAAAUAAUGAGAAAAUAUUAAAAACAAAAGACAGCAAUAAGAGGUUGACUUGUACACAGCUUGCAUGCUUACCUCAAAAUGCCAAUAAAUGCUUUGUCAAAAACACAAUAAUGAAGACUAUCUCAAAAGAAAACUUUCAACAUGAAUAUCUCCCAUGGCAAUUCUGCAAAAAAAUUAACUACUAGAGGUAUCGAGAUGGUUUCACGUAAGUUAUUCAUGGAUGCAUAAUAAAUGAAAUAUGCAACU
Rubroshorea leprosula is the source of this 1034-nucleotide messenger RNA. NCBI's taxonomy places the organism in Eukaryota, Viridiplantae, Streptophyta, Magnoliopsida, Malvales, Dipterocarpaceae. The record is from the annotation of a GenBank genome assembly.